Coregonus clupeaformis (lake whitefish) is the source of this 2406-nucleotide messenger RNA. Its product is annotated as eyes absent homolog 1-like. Gene Ontology annotation, biological process: cell differentiation; multicellular organism development; positive regulation of DNA repair. The transcript has 19 exons. The record is from RefSeq and is a predicted model, not a curated record. NCBI's taxonomy places the organism in Eukaryota, Metazoa, Chordata, Actinopteri, Salmoniformes, Salmonidae. Gene Ontology annotation, molecular function: protein tyrosine phosphatase activity. Gene Ontology annotation, cellular component: nucleus. Bases 314 to 2128 code for a protein of 604 amino acids.
UGUGGACUGGAGUUCCCCUCGCGCCUCAAACUGUCCAUUUAAACUGUUCUCUUAUUUAAUGUCGCUUGACCAGCAGAUCUCUUCCAUUAUGAAAAGUUUAGUUCAAGUUUCGAUAUAAUGUCAUCUCCUGCCAGUCAUUUCGAUAUUUAUUUGCUGAUCUUUUCUUUUUGUUGAGUUCAUACCGUGAAGAGGAAGCGUUUUACACACUGUCGAAUAAACAACCUGGAAAGAGCUUGGCGGUUAGAAGAUUACAAAGAAACUUAAAGGAAGGGUUACCAGCAAAAGUACAGGGAUUCCACCAUAAUUGGGGUCUAUGGACAUGCAGGAUCUAGCCAGUCCUCACAGCCGUGAAUCCCCUAAUGGUCCCAGCCUCGACAACUCCCAUAUCAAUACCAAUUCCAUGACCCCCAAUGGCACUGAAGGUGAUAACAUCACAAUGCUCACCACAGCUGACUGGUUGUUGAGCCCUAGCUCACAGUCGGCUGCAGUUAAAACAGAACCAAUGAGCAGCAGUGACAUCACCACCCCAGUAGCCGACGCCUCCCUAGACAGCUUCUCAGGAUCAGUUAUUGGAACCAGCGGGUUCAGCCCAAGACAAAUACACCAGUUCUCCUCGCAGAUUUACCCUUCCAACAGACCGUAUCCGCAUAUUCUUCCUACCCCUUCAUCCCAAAAUAUGGCUGCGUAUGGUCAGACGCAGUACACCACAGGAAUGCAGCAGGCCGCAGCCUAUGCUAGCUAUCCCCAGCCUGGGCAACCGUACGGGAUCCCUGCCUAUGGUCCAUUAUGGGCAGGCAUAAAGACAGAGGGGGGACUGAGCCAGUCCCAAUCCCCGGGACAGACAGGCUUCCUCAGUUACAGCUCUGGCUUCACCACCCCUCAGACGGGCCAGGCUCCGUACAGCUAUCAGAUGCCAGGUGGCACGUUCACAACCACGUCAGGACUGUACGCAGGAAGCAACUCCCUCACAAACUCAACCGGCUUCAAUAGUACACAACAGGACUACCCGAGCUACCCGGCGUUCGGCCAGGGCCAGUAUGCUCAGUAUUACAACAGCUCUCCGUACACCUCCCCCUACAUGACCAGCAACAACACCAGUCCCACCACCCCCUCCACCACGGCCACCUACACCCUCCAGGAGCCCCCCAGCGCCCUCACGGACCCCCCAGCAGUAGAGUACAGUACCAUUCACAGUCCUUCAACCCCCAUUAAAGAUUCAGAGUCAGAUCGAUUGCGGCGCGCCUCGGAUGGAAAGUCACGUGGCCGAGGGAGAAGGAACAACAACCCAUCACCACCGCCUGACUCUGACCUUGAGAGAGUGUUCAUCUGGGACUUGGAUGAGACCAUCAUCGUUUUCCAUUCCUUGCUCACAGGGUCUUACGCUAACAGAUACGGCCGGGAUCCCCCUACGUCUGUGUCACUAGGACUGAGGAUGGAAGAGAUGAUCUUCAACUUGGCAGACACACACUUAUUCUUCAACGACUUGGAGGAGUGUGACCAGGUCCACAUCGAUGACGUCUCAUCUGAUGACAAUGGUCAGGAUCUGAGUACGUAUAACUUUGGUUCGGAUGGGUUCCAUGCGGCAGCGACCAGUGCCAACCUGUGCCUGGCCACGGGCGUGAGAGGAGGGGUGGACUGGAUGAGAAAACUGGCCUUCCGCUACAGACGAGUAAAAGAAAUCUACACCACCUACAAAAAUAACGUUGGAGGUCUGCUGGGCCCAGCCAAACGAGAAGCCUGGUUACAAUUGAGAGCAGAAAUUGAAGCUUUGACUGACUCCUGGUUAACACUGGCACUGAAAGCACUCACAUUAAUCCACUCAAGGUCAAACUGUGUGAACAUCCUGGUUACCACCACCCAGCUCAUACCUGCCCUGGCUAAAGUCCUGCUGUACGGACUGGGGAUAGUGUUUCCUAUUGAGAAUAUUUAUAGUGCUACCAAAAUAGGGAAGGAGAGCUGUUUUGAGAGGGUAAUUCAGAGGUUCGGGAGGAAAGUUGUUUACGUCGUCGUGGGAGAUGGUGUGGAAGAGGAGCAAGGCUCGAAAAAGCACAACAUGCCCUUUUGGAGGAUCUCCAACCACUCUGACCUCAUGGCCCUCCACCAUGCUCUGGACCUGGAGUACUUGUAGCUACCGCCUGGUACCGCCUGGUACCGCCUGGUACUACACCACCGGGCCCCUACAUCAACCUACUGCUGGACCUACACCUCACCCUGCGACCUGGAGUACUUGUAGCAGCCCUACUAACCCUACCACCUACCACCUACCACCUACCACCUACCACCUACCAACCCUAAACAUCUACCACCUACCACCUACCACCUACCAACCCUAAACAUCUACCACCUACCACCUACCACCUACCACCUACCACCUACCACCUACCAACCCUAAACAUCUACCACCUA